CAUGAACGUCUUCAGCGUCCUUCUAGCUCUUUUUACUAGCUUUUGCAUUGGGGAAACUCAUAGACAUAAGAUUACCAACCUAUGCAAGAUUGUCUAUAGAAACGGAACGGAAUUAGAGCUGAAAGAAUGUGAAGAAAAUGAGGUGUGCCUACCGCCAACAGAUGUAAAGCUGUUCUUUUGCAGCCGAAAUAUCACUCAACUAUGCAGAAUUGAAGUAUUUGGUGACGUUGUACGAAGUUCAGAAUGCCCCGUAGAAAGUGAAUGCGUAGAAAGAUAUAAAAAAGAUCCCAGAGCUGAAAAAUGGCGAUGUCAAUGCGAAGAUAGCGAAGAUGAAGAAUGUCAAAUGAAAAUGAGACUUAGGGCUCGAAAAGAACGUCAUAAUAGGAAGAAUUUACGUCGAGUUUGCAAAGUGAUACUUCAAAAUGGUACCGUUAACGAUACAAGAAGAUGUCCUUACAGUCACGACUGUCUACCUCCGCCCGAAGUAAAAUACUUUUGUAAAGGAGCAAAUAAAACAACUGAUAAAGUGUGCAAACUGGAAGAAUUUGGCGAAAUAGUUGAAGAAGAUGACUGUGACGAAGGUAUGGAAUGCUUACCAAAAAAUUCAACAAAUUGGCAUUGUAUUAAAAAUGAGGACGAAGAUUUUGAAAGAUCAAGAUUUUACGGUAAAAGUAAAAAAUGGGGUCGCAACCAGAAUCUUUUACAGAAGAAUAAAAGCAUUUGUAAGAUUGAAUAUUCAGGAAGGGGCUACAGGAAAGUAAUUAAGGAGUGCCCAGAACCCUACGUUUGCACCCCUCCAGCUGAAAUCAGAUUUUCAGUUUGUUCAGAUGUUGAUGAUGAGAAUUACCAUCCAAUCAUUUGCAAAAUAGAAAAAGGAGGAAUUGUUUUGAAAGAAAAAGAUUGUCCUGGAAAAUCCGAAUGCGUUGAAAGUGAAAUGAAACAUAGAAAAUCUAAAAUGUGGAAAUGUAAAUGCCCCGAAGAUAUGGAAGAUUGCGAUGAUAGAAAAAAGUGGAAGAAGAAGAAGGGAAUGAGAAAAAUGAAAAAGAUGUUACGCCUUCGUAAAGAAGGAAAUCACUACAGGCUCGGAUUAAGACAUAGACCAUCAAAGUGA
Molecule: messenger RNA, 1111 nt
Organism: Dimorphilus gyrociliatus
Lineage: Eukaryota; Metazoa; Annelida; Polychaeta; Dinophilidae
Source: the annotation of a GenBank genome assembly